This is a messenger RNA of Labrus bergylta (ballan wrasse), 3878 nucleotides long. RefSeq names its product phosphatidylinositol-5-phosphate 4-kinase, type II, gamma a (gene pip4k2ca). Gene Ontology annotation, biological process: phosphatidylinositol phosphate biosynthetic process. The record is from RefSeq and is a predicted model, not a curated record. Gene Ontology annotation, molecular function: 1-phosphatidylinositol-5-phosphate 4-kinase activity; 1-phosphatidylinositol-4-phosphate 5-kinase activity. NCBI's taxonomy places the organism in Eukaryota, Metazoa, Chordata, Actinopteri, Labriformes, Labridae. Gene Ontology annotation, cellular component: plasma membrane.
CACGUGGUUGAUAAUAACAUGGGGUGGACUGGAGGGGGCGGUGGUGGACUGUCAGAGAAUACUAACAUUAUAACACAACGCUGAAGAGUAAUGACUCAUCUCGCGGGGUUUAAUCGUUAAAUUGUGCUUUUUAAAAAAAACACAACUGCCUCAGUGUGACGUCAUCCCACAGGCGACCUUUGGUUCGGUUGUCGUCGAGACCCCGGGGAGGAGCAGCUAAUGCUAACGUUAGCUGAAUUAGCUCAGUGACGGUAGCCAUCAGGAAGCGAAGUGUCAGCGCUCUGAACCGGGACGAGGAGAAGCCAGUCCGCGGUCAUGGCUGCCCUCGGUAACUCGGGGGCCUCUUCCAGUCCCAUGGUGAUCCUGGCGCCCAAGACAAAAACGAAAAAGAAGCACUUCGUACAGCAGAAGGUGAAGGUGUUCCGAGCCAGCGACCCCGUCCUGAGCGUCUUCAUGUGGGGCGUCAAUCACUCGAUCAAUGAUCUCAACCAGGUGCCUGUUCCUGUCAUGCUGCUUCCCGAUGACUUCAAAGCCAACACCAAGAUCAAAGUCAACAACCACCUCUUCAACAAAGAAAAUCUUCCGGGACAUUUCAAGUUCAAAGAAUACUGUCCUCAAGUCUUCCGAAAUCUAAGAGAACGUUUUGGGAUCGAGGAUCUGGACUAUCAGGUGUCAUUAACCCGCAGCUCCCCAAUGAGGAGUGCAGACGACCAGGGAGACUGUCUGCUGCUCAACUCGUACGACCGCACGCUGGUCAUCAAACAGAUCUCCAGCGAGGACGUCGCAGACAUGCACAGCAUCCUGUCCGAGUAUCACCAGCACAUCGUGAAGUGUCACGGCAGCACCCUGCUGCCUCAGUUCCUCGGUAUGUACCGGGUGAGUGUAGACAACGAGGAGACCUACCUGAUCGUGAUGAGGAACAUGUUCAGCCACAGACUGCUUGUGCACAGGAAGUACGACCUGAAGGGCUCUCUGGUGGCGCGUGAAGCAAGCGACAAAGAAAGGGGAAAAGAGCUUCCUACCUUCAAGGACAUGGACUUCAGGAACAACAUGCAGAAGGUGUACGUCACCGACGAGCAGAAGGAGAAGUUCAUGGAGAAGCUGAACAGAGAUGUGGAGUUCCUGGUGAAGCUGAAGAUCAUGGACUACAGCCUGCUGCUCGGCAUCCACGACGUAGGUCGAGCGGAACGAGAUGACGAAGAAGGCGAGGAGGUUUCCAACGAGGAAGACCCCGAGGCGGAGAACGGCUUGGCGGCGGGCGCGACGGCGGGCUCCUACGGCACGUCUCCGGAGGGAAUAGCCGGCUACAUGUCGGCCUACAAACCUCUGGGACCCGGGGAGUUUGACCCCUACGUGGACGUGUACGCGGUCAGCAGCUGUGCAGGAGCCCCUCAGAGGGAGGUCUAUUUCAUGGGUCUGAUUGACGUACUUACUCAGUACGACACCAAGAAGAAAGCCGCUCACGCUGCAAAAACUGUCAAACACGGGGCGGGUGCUGAGAUCUCCACGGUCCACCCCGAGCAGUACGCCAAACGAUUUCGCGACUUCAUCUCAAACAUUUUUGCGUAAUGAACUCUACUGUAAGUCGACACAACUGACGGCUCAAAGUCGAUUUUAUGACCAAACGUAGUCUGCACACACAGAUCAUCAUGUGCGUGAUCUGAGGGCCACACGACUUGUAGCAAUAUGACGUACUUGUACUUCUGAUGCCUCUAUUUAUUUUAAAGAUUAAAGAAGCAUUUCUAACGGGGAUGAAGCGCUCGUCCACGCUGACUCCGGAGCAGCCGGAGGGUUCAUGCAGACAAACUGCUGCUGAUCACUGAUCUUCAGUGUGAGAUCAAAUAUCUCUCUCUCGUCUGGUUCCCCGGGCGAGGACUGAACUUUAAGAGUUUGACAUUUUUAGAAGUGUGUUUGUUUGUUUUCUUGCCAAAAGUAAGAAGAGAGGAUACAAACUCUGCUGUGUGUGUGUGUGAGGGAGAGAGAGAGAGUAUGUGUGUUAAAGGUUUCCUUCAGAGUGCGUGGUUUCUGUCUACAUAGAUCUACACAUACACAGUCCUGCUUAUGAUGUCACACUAUUCCUUUGAUCUAUGCAUGGAGAUAACAUGCCAAAUGUGCCAAAAACAGAAACAUUUAGAAGACUGCAAGCCCGUGAAUAUGUGUGUUAAUCAUGUUCAUCAAAAUGCCUCUAAAACAACGAGGUGAUUCGGCUCUGUGAUGGGGUUUGUCCUCAUACUAGACCUUUAAACUUUGAUAUGCUUCCAGUAAAAAUCCAUCGAUACCUGCAACACAAAGACAUUCAGGGUGACCCAAAUUAAAAAAAAAAAAUCUUGAUUUUAAUGACUUAAAAUUGCAUUAGCGUCUAAAAUUGCAGAAAUACGUUGGAAACUUCUCUGUGUGCUCUCUUUCUCUCUUUCGCCCGCUCAGUAUUGAAAAGCAUUAAUAAUAUUGACACCCUAACGUUCAUCGACUAUUAAUCUGCACAUUAAUAAUGUAAAAACUUGAUAGUUGUUUUUGAACGUGUGCAGGGAAAAGCAGCACGUCCUUAUUAAUAUCUGGAAAUAGCAAAUAUUUAGAUUCUCUGCUUGAAAAUGAUCUGAUAUUCCUUCCCCUUUAAAUAUUAUUUUGAUUUUGCCUUUAUUGAUACAAGCACUGUUGUUUAUCUGAACGCAGAUAUCAUGAAGCGAUCUGUUCGACCUUCUCUCAGUGCGCUCGUUCACAAACAUAAACACCAGGAGACAGGUAGCAUAUGUUCGCUUAAACACUGAAACAGGAGAAAUGGUUAGCUUGGCUCUGUCCAAAACAGUAAAAAUAAAAUGUCCUCUAGCACUUCUAAAUUAAUAUAAUGUAUCUGACUAACCCUAGCUGUACAAAAACACUAAAAUGUCAAACAGAGUCAGGCUAGCUGUUUAACUUGUAUCAGUGAUGACCUUUUCUUCUUUUACUGGCAAGAAAACAAAUAAACUUUACUUAUAAAUAAACUACUGUUCCUCAUUUUGUCCUCUCUCUGCAGUCACCUUGAAUCAAGAAGGAUAUUUUAAAAUAAUAACACUUGAGAGAUGAUGAAUACUUAUCUACUGACGCAGGCCAUUUGGAUGUUCUGAGUGCCAAACGUGUGGGAUCAAAGCUUUUUUUUACCCUGCAGGGAUUUUUUGCACUUAGCAUAAAUUAAAUAAAUUCUGUUGUCUGCAGAACAUUUACAUUAAAGACUUUCUAAACCAAUCAAAAUCCUGUUUUCCACCAAAGUCUCGACUAAAUUUAAAAAGAAGACGGUACAGACGAGUUGUUGUUUUUAAACAGGGAAGAUAAAAAUGUGUGGUAUUUAAAAAAAGACAGCAUAUCUUCUUAUUGAGCCUGUAAACGUUUGCAGCAUCUCUCGGCUGCUGAAGCCUGAACGGGGGGACUGUGAGGUGGGCGACCGAGCGUUUGAGUUGUAUUCGCAGAGCUGCGUCUGCAUCGAUAACGUGACCUUUUCUAAGUGUUAGGAUCAGGCCUGCCGUCAGCGUUCAGUUCAUCAGAACACCCACCCACCAUCUCACUCUGGACGGACUCCCUAUAAUGUGCGCUAAACGGCUAAUGUGCGCCAAGUGGAUCGUCGGGUUUAGGGAGCUGUUGUCUGUGUAUUGUAAUAAUGACAUUGAGUAAUAACCAGGGUACUGUGUUAAACAUUACUGACAAUAACAACACUACAUUUCAGUAGCUUCUGAAGUUAGCCUUAACCCAGUGACAUGAUGCAGCUGAACACUGGCUGGUCUCUGUCGAUACAGUUCACUCUGUACCAUGAAGGCCUCAUCUACUCCAUGAUUGCACAUGUUGUAUUUUUUUUUUUUUUUGCAAAUCAGCUUUUGGACCAAAAAUAUAUUUUACAAAGAAUUCUGAAA